This is a messenger RNA of Chlorella variabilis, 1485 nucleotides long. RefSeq lists its product as hypothetical. The transcript is spliced from 4 exons. The record is from RefSeq and is a predicted model, not a curated record. Gene Ontology annotation, molecular function: DNA binding; 5'-flap endonuclease activity. The coding region runs from base 1 to 1485 and encodes 494 amino acids. Gene Ontology annotation, biological process: DNA replication, Okazaki fragment processing. Lineage: Eukaryota; Viridiplantae; Chlorophyta; Trebouxiophyceae; Chlorellales; Chlorellaceae.
AUGUUUUUCCUGGUGGAAACAGACCUGCUCCUGGUGGAUGCGGCGAAUGUGCUGUCCAGGGCGCGCGCGGACACCCGUCGCGGCUGCCGCCUGCCCGGCGACAGCGUGGCGGCCAGCUUUGCCGACUGGCUGCGCUUCCUCGCGGCGGUCGCCGAGCCGCAGCUGCUGGUGGCCGUGUUCGACACCCCCAAGAGCAGGCGCCUGCAGCAGCCGCAGCAGCGAGAGCAGCUCGCUCCCGAGUAUCUCCAGCACCGCAAACGGCGCAAGCUGCAGCAGGCGGGUGAGGUAGCUGCUGCAAGCACCAGCAACGGCACGGCGGGCAGCAGCACAGGCGCCAACAGGCCCAGCUUACCUGGCGGCGACCCGCUGCGUCCCUUCAAGCAGCAAGUGGAGCAGCUGGGUGGAGUGUACCUGGAGGCGGCAGGCGGCUGGGAGGCAGACGACGGCAUGGCGGCGGUGUGUCGUGCCGUGCACCAGCGCCACCCAGCUGCCAGCGUGGUGGUGGCAUCUGGCGACACAGACAUGCUGCAGCUACUGGCGCCCCAGGUGUCAUGGCUGCAGCUGCACAACCAGACGAGCUUGGGCUGCCCGUUGGGGGCGGAGCUGGUUACUGCCGAGGCUUUCCAGCAGCAGCACGGCUUCCCGCCCUCCGCCUACCCCGACUGGCUGGCCUUCACCGGCAAGAAGGAGGCCAGCAUAGCAGGGGCCAGCGUGGGGGCCAGGACAGCGGCCAAGCUGCUGGGGCGGUAUGGCAGCCUGGAGGCUGUGCUGGCGGCGUCUGCCGCGGGGCAGCUCAAGGGCUGGGGCCCAGCGGUGCAGCACCUGCUCGACGACAGCAGCCCCAACAGCGGCGGCGGCCAUCGUGAGGCGCUCCUGCGGCGCAACCGCCGCCUGUUUGCUGCAAACUCUGAUCCGGCGGUUGUAGGGCAGCACGGCAUGCAUCAGCUGCUGGCAGCAUUGGAUAAGCUGCAGCCUGCGGUGCGCUCGCCUGCCCCAACUGCGAGCACUGCCACCAGUAGCGACUGCGGUGCCAAUAGCUCCUCCGCUCAGCCACCAACCAGCUGCAGCGGCAGCCUGCCCAUUGAGCUGGCCUGGCAGCACCCUAUGCAUGUGCGGCGGUGGCGCCACCUCCAGCAGCAGCUGGCAGCAGGGGCGGUGAACAGCCUGGCUAGCCGCCUUCACCAGGCAGUGACCCUCCAGGGGCUGGCAGUGGAUGAGCUGUGGGAGUCUCCCGGUGCUGAGGGUGCGCCAGCCAGCGGCCGCGGAGCCACUUUUUACGUCUGCCCUUGCGAUGUGGCGGCCGGCAGCUGGGAGUGCGCCGCACAAGCAGUGCGGCGGCAGCAGCAGCAGCAACCAGCUGGGGGGAACCACACGGCAUCGCUCAUGCCGCUGCUGCACGGUGCGAUGCGGCACCACGUGCAGCUCGUGAAGCGUGCCGGAUACUGCGUUCAGCUCAGGCUGCUGCCUGCAGGCGAGCCCAGCUGA